Molecule: messenger RNA, 2063 nt
Organism: Scatophagus argus
Lineage: Eukaryota; Metazoa; Chordata; Actinopteri; Scatophagidae
Product: cytohesin-3
Exons: 13
Coding region: 378-1562 (394 amino acids)
Biological process (GO): regulation of ARF protein signal transduction
Molecular function (GO): guanyl-nucleotide exchange factor activity
Source: RefSeq, a predicted model, not a curated record
GACGUAGCCCUUGCCGACAACUCUCCCGAUACUAGUGGAGUGAAGGCGUAUUUGGAGGGAUAACGCUAAAGCGCUCGGCCACUGUAUGUGUGUCUGGGGGGGAAAAGACACCGCCGCUGCCGCUGUCUCUGUGGAGACACACACCGCUCACCGGAACCGGAGAGGACUGCCUCGACUGGGACUGUUGAGGCGUAAAUGGCCACAACAUUUUCCAAAAGAAGACGCUGCCCGUGAGACAACCUGUGCACCAAAUGCGUCCUGGAAAUUAGGACGCGCAUUUGCUGUAAAUUAGACCCCCCCUUUUUUUUCGCACAACGGAAGUUUCUCUGACCGAUUUUUGUAAAGAGGAGGGGGGUCUUGAUUUUUAGGCUGCAAUCAUGGACGAGGACAACCAAGUACCCGAGGACCUCUCUCUGGAGGAAAGAGAUGAGCUGUCGAACAUACGACGCAGGAAAAAGGAGCUUCUGGAUGAUAUUGAACGGCUGAAGUUUGAGAUUGCAGAGGUAAUGACGGAGAUUGAGCAGCUAACCUGCGUUGGGGAGAGCAAAACCACGCAAAGAAACAAACAGAUCGCCAUGGGGAGGAAGAAGUUCAACAUGGACCCUAAAAAGGGGAUCCAGUUUCUUUUAGAGAACGAUCUUCUCCAGAACACCCCGGAGGACAUUGCACAGUUCCUCUACAAAGGCGAGGGGCUCAACAAAACAGUCAUCGGGGACUACUUAGGGGAACGGGAUGAGUUUAAUAUCAAGGUCCUCCAAGCAUUCGUGGAGCUUCAUGAGUUUGCCGACCUCAACCUCGUACAAGCCUUAAGGCAGUUUCUGUGGAGCUUCAGACUUCCUGGCGAAGCCCAGAAGAUUGAUCGUAUGAUGGAGGCGUUUGCCUCCAGGUACUGCCAAUGCAAUCCCGGAGUCUUCCAGUCCACAGACACCUGCUAUGUCCUAUCAUUUGCCAUCAUUAUGCUGAACACGAGCCUGCACAAUCCCAACGUCAGAGACAAGCCCCCCGUGGAGCGCUUCAUCUCCAUGAACAGAGGGAUCAAUGAGGGGGGGGACCUCCCAGAGGAGCUACUCAGGAAUCUAUACGACAGCAUCAAGAGCGAACCCUUCAAAAUCCCAGAGGAUGAUGGGAAUGACCUGACACACACGUUCUUCAACCCAGACAGAGAGGGCUGGCUGCUUAAAUUAGGUGGCCGAGUGAAAACCUGGAAGAGAAGGUGGUUCAUCCUGACCGACAACUGCCUCUACUACUUUGAAUACACAACAGACAAGGAACCCCGUGGGAUCAUCCCGCUGGAGAAUCUCAGCAUCAGGGAGGUGGAGGAGCCCCGGAAACCUAACUGUUUUGAGCUCUAUAACCCCAAUCACAAGGGUCAGGUGAUCAAAGCCUGCAAGACAGAGGCAGAUGGGCGUGUUGUUGAGGGCAACCACGUGGUGUACAGGAUAUCAGCGCCCACGCCAGAAGAGAAAGAGGAGUGGAUUAAAUCCAUCAAGGCCAGCAUUAGCAGAGAUCCCUUCUAUGACAUGCUGGCAACCAGGAAGAGACGCAUCGCCAACAAGAAAUGAAAAGGGACAAUCUUCCCAACCUCCAUUGCCACCAUCUUUCUCUCCUUCCAUUCAUAAACACAUAAACCACACGCUGAAAAGCUGGUUCACCACAGACAUGACUGUCAACCCCAGAAAAGACCUCUGAAGACAAACCCCACUUUCUUCUGUGGACUCUCAAGUCUUGUGCUGGGGAGACACCACACGCUAAGGAGCUCCAGAAAACUCAGUUAGAUGGACUUGAUUCCUGCAUGGAGCAGCACAUGAACGACCAUCCAGCAAAUUCGAUUCUUCCCCAUCUCAUACACACCCCCUGCAUCCCCUUCUCAUGGUCAUAACUUGUUUCUAGGUCUCCCUAAAGCACAACUGCUGUGUUUCAGGUGCAUGCAUGUGGGGCUAUUAUAGACCAAUAUUUGUGUUUGUGUGUGUGUGUGUGUGGGUGUGUAUGCAGCAGUGUGCACGCUAUCAAUGCACACAGCAUCUACAGUAUGCGUGCAUAAGUCCCCCCCACCCCCCCCCCCC